This is a messenger RNA of Anoplopoma fimbria (sablefish), 801 nucleotides long. RefSeq lists its product as uncharacterized. Lineage: Eukaryota; Metazoa; Chordata; Actinopteri; Perciformes; Anoplopomatidae. The transcript has 7 exons. The record is from RefSeq and is a predicted model, not a curated record. The coding region runs from base 1 to 801 and encodes 266 amino acids.
AUGUCACAGCUACGAGUGGCAGAUACAGCAUUCAUCACAAAUCUGACUAAGUCUGACGCAGGAAAGUACAGAUGUGUUUUGCAGAGAACUUUAACACCGUUCCCAUCAUACUGGGAGGUUGAGAUCAGAGUUGAAGAAGCAUCGGUCCCAUCAGCCUCCACUCUGACUACAACACAGUGUUUGAGCUUCAGUACAGGAAGCUACACACCUUCAUCACCUUCCCCGGAAGGCACAGCUGAAGCUGCUCUGAUGUAUGUGGGUCUGUCUCUGGCCGCCGUGAUUAUCUUGUUCUUAUUUGCUGCGCUGAUGUACUGCAGGAAGCAGGCCAGUAUAGGCAAAGAACCUCCUGUGGAAACUGAGGAUUCUAAUGUCCCAGAGGACAACAAUACGUAUGAGGAGAUCAGAGAGGAGGACAGACAGAGCCAACCUCCUGUAGAAGUAUCUACAGGUUACACAUACACCAAACCAAAUGGAGUCAAACCCACAGAUGAGUACAGCUUUGCCACUGCAGCCACUUCUCUGGAGACAAUUGAAGAUUCCGGUAAAGUAAUUUACUCUGAGGUAGAUUUUGCCGACGGUACGGCUGCCUCGCUCAACAGCGCCCCCUGUGGUGGUGCAGAUAAGGUUGUCUACUCUGCGCCUCAGGUAGAAGAGCGUUCGUUCGUGUGGCAGCAACACCGAAGACAGUUCAUCUCCCCUGUACUCCUUUGUUACUGCACAUCAGCCGUAGCUCAGACGCUGUCAACGCCACAUGCUCCAUCAGUGGCCAGCAGGGGAACUCAAAGUGGUUUGAAUGAGUAA